AUGGUGUGUCGCAGUCUCUCAGGAACAUCCGUAAAGGCGGACGAGCGUGCUCCUGAAGCACCUGGCCUUGUCGAGCUGUACGCCGCAGGAGAUGCUGCGAAGACGACGUUGCUCAUACCAUUCAGACCAUCGUAUCACACUGUUCUGAUCUUCAGCGGGACUGACAAGCCAGGACGGAUUGCAGCGCUACCCUUCGAAGCUCAUUCUCAUGGUCGUCAUCUACAACCAUGGCGUGGCUUCACUCCCGGUCCUCGAUGGCGCGGACGUGACCGUCGUCGAUCGCCAACAGCACGCACACGAGGGCAUCGGGUUGGAACGAACGAAUUCAUGGUCGUCAUCGCUUGGCCGGAUAGUUUCCUUGGCGGCAUAACAUACGGCCUGGAAGGAGCGAAGACGCGAAGGUACCUCGCCGGAGUCUUCGGCGCGCUUGUAGAUGCUUCCGCAAAGUAG
Molecule: messenger RNA, 450 nt
Organism: Rhodofomes roseus
Lineage: Eukaryota; Fungi; Basidiomycota; Agaricomycetes; Polyporales; Fomitopsidaceae
Exons: 1
Coding region: 1-450 (149 amino acids)
Source: RefSeq, a predicted model, not a curated record